Molecule: messenger RNA, 1425 nt
Organism: Penicillium daleae
Lineage: Eukaryota; Fungi; Ascomycota; Eurotiomycetes; Eurotiales; Aspergillaceae
Exons: 3
Coding region: 1-1425 (474 amino acids)
Biological process (GO): transmembrane transport
Molecular function (GO): transmembrane transporter activity
Source: RefSeq, a predicted model, not a curated record
AUGGAGAAUAAAACAGAUCACUCGGCAAUUGACGAUAAAGAUACCUGCGUCGAUCUCCAUGAGCAUGUCAUGCUCGAGGUCGGCCGCCCGUCUAUUGGUGGGAUAUUGAAAUAUAGCAAAAAUGGAAUCUUACUUGAUCCUCAACCAAGUGAAGACCCGCACGAUCCUCUGAACUUCUCGCAUUUGGAGAAAGGCCGCGUUCUGACUGGACUAGCGUAUUGGGCCUUUCUGGGGACUGCCAACUUGAUCAUCGUUUGCCUUUUGUGGGUCCCCAUUGGGAACCUCGUGGGAGUGCGAGUCUCAUUUCUGAUAUCCGCCUUCGGAGCCGCAACCUUGUCAAUUUGGGCUGCUCUUGCACCCACUUUCUCCCAAUUUGUCAUCGCCCGGGUUCUCGCUUCUCUCUUCUUCGCAUCCCCAGAAGCAUAUGGUCCCCAGAUUGUUACCGAUACUUUCUACCUACACCAGCGCGCUGCCAGCACGAGUGUCUUCACUGCAUUCCAAUUCUGUGGAUUUACAUUUGCCGGCUUUAUAGGAGGCUACGUAACUAUGAGUCAUGGGUGGCGUGCCCCAUCAUGGGUCAUGGUUAUUAUGUCCUAUAUUGCAUUUCUGGUCGUCGCCUUUAUUUUUCCAGAGACUACGUUCACUCGAUCCAAGGCAUGUAAACGCAAUGCAAAGCGACGGUAUAUUCACACUCUCAGUUUGAGUCCCGGAAGUGGAGGCGGACCACCAAAAUCCUCCAGUUUGUGGAGAUCGUUUGCAGCGCCAUGGAAAUACGUCUUUCACCCGACGGUUAUGCUCGCGACCUUGUUUUUCUCGCUGUUCCUGGCAACCAAUGACUACCUAUUAACUAGCAACUCCAUCGUUUAUCCGUUGGAGUAUGGAUCCACUUUGGAAGAGGUGGCUCUUACUUCCUUUGCGCCAACUGCUGGCUGUCUCCUAGGAAUUCUCAUUGGGGGUUGGGCGAAUGACAAGUACGUCGCAUGGCAAAUAUCCAAAAAUACUGAAGGUGUCUUUAUCCCUGAGAUGCGACUUACUAUGGCCAUCAUAACAGUCAUUCUAGGCCCUGUGGGUCUUGUCCUUUUCGGAACUGCCGCUCAAAAUCAUGUCCACUGGAUUGUACCGCUCCUGGGAGAGUUCAUGGUCAAUCUAUCUUUAGUCAUAGCCGGAAAUAUUACGUAUACAUACAUGGCCGAUGUGUAUCAGGAGCGAACCGACCAGGUGCUUGUUAUGCUGAAUGCUCUGAAGAACUUGUCAGCAUUUGGCUUGGUGUAUGCUAUUACGCCUUGGAACACUCAUAGUGGCUAUAGUGUUGCUUUUGGUUGCCUAGCGGUCAUCUUGUUUGCUGCUCACUUGCCACUUGUUCUAUUGUAUUAUCGGGGUGCGAGGAUGCAAGCUUGGGAGGCCAAGGAAUUUCCUGUUAAAUAG